Messenger RNA from Gryllus bimaculatus (two-spotted cricket), 2125 nucleotides. The record is from the annotation of a GenBank genome assembly. Lineage: Eukaryota; Metazoa; Arthropoda; Insecta; Orthoptera; Gryllidae.
AUGGCCGCACAACACGGAGCAGCGAGGGACACUGGUGAGGACGGUCAGAGAGGACGCAGUGAAGAAUGGGAGGGUGAGGAAGGAAUGACUGAGACCUCCUUUAUGACCUUUGAAGGGCAACAAAUUCAAGGUGCAGUGAAGAUAAUGGAAAAACUAACUAGCCUAAGCUUUCAAAAAAUUAAUAGAAUUAUAACUGCUGUUGAUUCUCAACCAAUGUUUGAUGGUGGUGUCUUGAUAAAUGUACUUGGAAGACUGCAAUGUGACGACGACCCCCCACAUGCAUACUCACAAGUGUUUGUGCUGAAACCCUUGGGCAAUUCCUUCUUUUGCCAACAUGACAUCUUCCGUCUGGGCAUCCAUGACACAGCUUGAGGAAUAAGCACCACGAUCAACUACACCAAAUAAGUGUAUAAAGGCAUUGCUGUUUGCCAAUGGAUUGGACACACUGCUGAUUGAAGUGAACAUUGCUUGGGAGAAUUGUGUUGUAAUCGUUAUUCCAGACACAUUUGAUAUUUUGAAAAGCUUCAAGUUGAACAACCAUGUGAUCUUAAUGAUAGCAUUGUUUAGUUUUAUAAAAUGGAAGUGAUAAAGUAAUGCUAUUGAGAAGACAUUAACUUGGAAUAGAACCCCAUUUUAAGGCCACAUGGUUAUAUGAUUUGCACAUUUUGUUUUGCAAGUCAGUUCAAGUUGCACACUAUACUAUUUAUUUUUAAUACUGAUGUAAAACAUUGGUAAACAAAUUUAUUCUCUUAAUGCAAAUCUCACAGUAACCGUCCAGGCUGUUUAUUGUAAAUUACAUUAAUGAAUUCUUGGAUGUAAUAAAAAAAUAUUACAAACAUCAAAAUAUGAUGAAUGUCAAUAUUGUGUUGCCUAUGUUCAACUAAGUGGUAUGUACGAUAGUUGGCUGAGCAUAAAAGAAUGGUUGUCUUUUAAAAAAAACUCAUCUGUGUUCCUUUCAACAUGAGGUUGUUUUGUUCAAUUAGCAUCUUGAAUUGUUGAAAGAAUUGCCUAUUUCAAGUGCUCUGACAAAACGUAUCCAUAAUGUAAUUUUCAUUGUCUUUCUUUAUCAUGUAAUUCGUGUGUUAUUUCAUAAUUGAUACUGUGGAUUAAAAUGAAUUGAAUUGUUGUUUUUAUUUCUGUCUUUUCUUCAUUAGUGUAGGGUGCAACUUGAUGAAGACAAAACAAUGUUUCUUAAUGUUUUGUGACUGAAAUGUAGAUUAUUGCUUGUUAUAAAUAAUGAACCAAUGCCUUUUGCAUGUGUAGUUUGGUUCUCAAUUACAAAUGAAGACUUGCAAAAUCAACUGUCAUCGAAUAUAAAUGACAAAGUGAUAAUGUAGAGAAUGCAGUUCUUUAUAACUUGCGGUAAGAAAUUAAAUUGAUUUUAGCUUUAAAAAUGUUACAUGGAAAUGGAAAUAUUCAUAUAAACAUUCAAGAAGAAACACCAGUAUGAAAUAUAUAUUGCUUUUCAAUUUUAAUACAAGUUGCAUUUCAGUGCACGUGGCUCAUCUGUGCGUAACUGUAGUAGUAAUAAUACUUGUUGUGUUUGAUACCUACUGAGAUGAAUGAAUUGGAAUGUUAUUGGAAUUAUUGAAACUUGUUUUACAGAGCUGUUCGCCACCUUACCCAAAGUGUACUUUGAAAUGAUUUACAAAUAGUCACUAGGUAUUGACAGGCAAGGUCAGACAGAAAACUGUAAUUACAGCAAAAAAAAAAAACAAUGCAGGAAUGCAUAUAUUUAUUCAACUAUCCUGCCUUUACACUUUCUAUAAAACUAUAUAAAUAUUCAACUUUCAUUUGUAUAAAACAAUCUUUAGUCAUUUGAUAAAUACUGGCAGUGUUCCAUAAACCUUCUCUUAUAUAAAAGUUUAACAUGCAGUAUUUCUUUCUUGGGAAGACACACCUCCCCCCCCCCAUGUCACCUGUUAAGGCACUAAACAACAACCUAAAAGACUAUAAGCAUGUUUUGUGACAUGUUACUUCAUUAUUAAAAUAAAAACAGCUGCUUCCAAAAUUGUAAACUUCUGGGAACAUACAUCCGGUAAUACUGUCACACCUUUACCACAAUCUGAAAUAGACUAAGUAUAUCAUCACAUUUUUGGCAAAAGGGCAACCACUCCUUCACCAA